Molecule: messenger RNA, 1486 nt
Organism: Sardina pilchardus (European sardine)
Lineage: Eukaryota; Metazoa; Chordata; Actinopteri; Clupeiformes; Clupeidae
Product: serine/arginine repetitive matrix protein 3-like
Exons: 11
Coding region: 152-1486 (444 amino acids)
Molecular function (GO): mRNA binding
Source: RefSeq, a predicted model, not a curated record
AUCAAGGCUUGAACGGAGCCUGAUCAAGGGAAGACUGCCCGGACGUCCAGAACGCAAAGACCUUGUAGUCUACACUCCUGUGUAGGCUACACAAAGACCCCCUCUCUUCAGAGCAUUUCAUCGUGUGCCAGAGAAAGAGUGUGCCGUGGCCAUGUACGAUGGGGCGCGGGUGCCUUCCCCUCAGGAUGCCAACGGCUUCCCCCAGCAGCCGGGGGUGUCGGCGGCGGUGCAGCCCAAGUCCGACGCGGAGCCCGAGAACGAGGAGGAGGGGUCAGCGGUGGGAGCGGCGGUGGUGGCGGCGGCAGGGGCCGGAGCGGGAGUGCGGGCGGCGGAGCCCGUGAUGGUCAAGCAGCAGGCCCACCGCGAGAUCCUGGACCACGAGCGCAAGAGGAGGGUGGAGCUGAAAUGCAUGGAGCUGCAGGAGAUGAUGGAGGAGCAAGGGUACUCUGAGGAGGAGGUCCGGCAGAAGGUGGGCACCUUCCGACAGAUGCUGAUGGAGAAGGAGGGGGUGAUCACCAGAGAGGGCUCCCACGCACAGCCACCAGUGGGUCUCCUCCCUCACAGUGACGAGGAGCACCUGGGCGACCCUGCGCUGGCCGAUGGCUACGAGGAGUGUGACUGGCAGGGCGACUACUACGACGGAGACUACAGAACGAAGAGGAAGUCGAGUAGCUCACCCUCCCCGCGACCAAAGAAGAGAAAGAAGAAGAAAUCGGGCAGAAAGAGAAGCCGAGAGAAGAGGAAGAAGAGCAGCAAGAAGCACAAAAGAGACAGGUCUGCGUCUGGCUCCAGGAGGAAGCGGCGAUACAGAUCGGGAAGCCCAAAGAACAAACACAAAGACAAGAGCAAACAAAGAAAGAGAUCACCCGCGGAUUCGCCCAGCAGGAGGUCCCACCGGAGAGGAAGCUGCAGCUCUCGCAGUGCCUCCCUCUCCUCCACGGGGAGCUUCCUCAGGUCCCCCUCCAGGCUGAGUGUGAAGCAGCGGCCAGGUGGCCAUCGGUCCAGUCGCAGCCCCAGCCCUGCCGUCACCUCCGAGAACCCCACCACGUGGCAGAACGGCCAUCACAGCGACCGCGCCCGCAACGGCAAGGAGCACGUCUACAACCACGUGGACGGAGAAAAAGUGCAAGAUAAGCUCCGAGCACUGGCCACCUGCUCUCCGAGCCUGCAGAUCUGUCCGUCGCCCCAGCUGAAGGAGGCCCGGCUCCAGGGUACCCCCGGUAAGGGUCCCGGUGGGGCUCCAUCCCAGCACCACCACCACCAUCACCACCACCACCACCACCACCCAGGGGCGGCAGGGGACGCCCCUCACGGGGACGACAAGCAGCCGGACGCGGGCAGGCCCACUGCGGGGUCGUCACGGAGACGCAGGGGCCGCCACCGAGGGCAGAGAAAGGCGUCCCAUUCGCCGGGCCACAGCUCUGACUCCGCCCACUCACAGCACAACCCGCCCACCAAAGGCAAAAGCUCCCAUCAGAAGAGGUGA